Molecule: messenger RNA, 798 nt
Organism: Diplodia corticola
Lineage: Eukaryota; Fungi; Ascomycota; Dothideomycetes; Botryosphaeriales; Botryosphaeriaceae
Product: histidine kinase hhk13p
Exons: 1
Coding region: 1-798 (265 amino acids)
Biological process (GO): phosphorelay signal transduction system
Source: RefSeq, a predicted model, not a curated record
AUGAGUCAACAGCGCGGCGCAACCCCUCUGCCCGAUUCCGACACGAGCCCGCCGCCAUCCCAGCCCGCAGCCGCCGAUGAUGCCGAGUCUUCAACAUCACAUCCAACCACCACUGCAGCCGCCCCUGCUAUCCCGCAUCCCUUGUCUCGCCCACCAAGUCCGAUCAGCAUGGCCCUCAUCACAGCCGACGAAGCCAAAGUCCAGGCCCGAAAUGAUCAGCUGGUACUCGUGGCCGAGGACAACAAGGUGCUGCAGAUGUUGCUGAACAAGAUUCUCGGCCGAGCGGGCUACAAGGUGCGCAUGGUGCCCAACGGGCAGGAGUGCUUGGACUACCUGAGGCGGACGGCGUUGUGGUGCUGUGAUGCGAAGGAGGAGAGGGAGCGCGAACAGGCGGUGGCGGUGGCGGUGCGGGGCAAGGCGGGAGAGUCAUCCGCGGGAGGCGGAGAGACAGCGGGGGGGAAAGAGGGGGGAGAAGCGGUGGAAGAGCCAUCGCCGGCCGUGAUUCUGAUGGACUUGUGCAUGCCCGUCAUGGGCGGGGCCGAGGCCACGCGGAUGAUCAGGGAGUGGGAGCGUGAGGGCCGGCUGGCGCGGCGCGUGCCCAUUAUCUCGAUGUCUGCGGCUCCCUCGACUCUGCAUGUGCAGAAGAACCCCGCGGACGAUACCUUGUGGAAGCCCCCCAAAAGGAGGGAGACAGUGCAGAUGCUGGACGAGUGGAUAGAGGAGUAUGAGAAUGGCAGCAGGAAUGGUGUGGAUGUGGGGAAGUUUGCCACGCUGAGCAUCAGGGUGCAUUCUGCGUAA